This is a messenger RNA of Verticillium alfalfae VaMs.102, 1023 nucleotides long. RefSeq names its product protein kinase domain-containing protein. Gene Ontology annotation, biological process: intracellular signal transduction; protein phosphorylation. Gene Ontology annotation, cellular component: nucleus; cytoplasm. The record is from RefSeq and is a predicted model, not a curated record. NCBI's taxonomy places the organism in Eukaryota, Fungi, Ascomycota, Sordariomycetes, Glomerellales, Plectosphaerellaceae. Gene Ontology annotation, molecular function: protein serine/threonine kinase activity; ATP binding. The transcript is spliced from 3 exons. Bases 1 to 1023 code for a protein of 340 amino acids.
AUGUCCUUGGUGGCUACCAUCCUGUCAUGGUUUUCCUUCUCCACGGUCGCUACCGCGUACAUUUUGGACGAAUUCGAUGUUCAAGGCCCCAACGGAACACAUGCAUGCUACGUGAUGCUUCCUGCACAAAGGGAAUUUGAAAGAGGCAUCUUUCAGUCGCCUUUCCCUAUUCAGGUCGCUCGGGCACUUGCUGCAAGACUGGCCAUGGCUGUCGCCUUCGUACAUUCGCACGGCUACGUGCACGGAGAUAUACAUCUUCGGAAUGUCUUGGUCAAGUUGCCAUCGACACUCGACCAACUCACAAUCGAUCAGUUCAGGCAGAAGUAUGGCGAGCCUGAGACUGUUCCUAUUACCCGUGUUGAUGGAGGGCCGCUUCCGGCCAACAUACCGCCUCGCGCCGUCGUACCCCUGUACCUCGGGAAAAAAGCUCAAGAUUUCACUCUAUCUGAUGCGCGUGGCCUUGUUCUCAGCGACUUUGGCGAGGCCUUCACACCAGGCACAGAGCAGCGUCUCGGUAAGGACUGUAACACGCCCCUGGCAAAAAGAGCACCGGAGGCUCUUUUUGAGCCCAACAAGCCGCUGUCUUAUUCGUCGGAUAUAUGGAGUCUCGGGACUGCUAUCUGGGAAAUCCUGGGUAUGAAAUUUAUCUUCAGCGAGUCAGAAACACAGGACGAGAUUGUGGCUCAGCAGAUCGACGUCCUAGGCUCCCAAAGCUUUCCAUCCAGCUGGCGGAAACACUGGGAACGAGCGAACAAAGCGGAAGGAGACGGGAAAGGAGAAAUCCCAUGUCGGCCCGUGGGAGAUCGGGAAGCUUGGCCCCCUCUCGAGGAGGCGUUUGAAGGAUUUGUACAAAAAUACAGAAGGAAACGAGAGGCGGCAGGGACUUUUGAGGAUGAGGAAGCGCGAGCGAUCCUUGACUUGAUGCGAGGCAUGCUUAAGUUUCGGCCGGAGGGGAGGUUGAGUAUAGACAAAGUACUGGAGUCCGAGUGGAUGCGCAAGUGGGCGUUGCCUCAGUUGGAGUGA